AUGCUGCAAAAUGCAACAAUACACAAAGUCAUCACUUAUUUCAAGCCAAUUCACUAUUUUCAUUUCCAUAUUUGGAUUCUACGGGAAAAAACCUAUCAGAAUGAGUUGCCAUUGGCCCGACAAAAAAUCCGUGUUCCCCAGUGUUAUCAGUGCAUGCACUGUAACUUCAAGCUACCGAAAAAGAAUUUUAAUUUGGCACAACAUUCAUGCUUUGCUAAUUUGAAUGAUUCAGAAGCUGUUUAUGUUGUUGAAACAGACCGUCUAUGUAGAGCAACUAAUAUUGAACAGGUACAAAACAAUGUCGAUGGACAUGGCACAGAAGAUCACGAACAAUCUUCCUCAGUUUCUGAUAAAAAAAAAGCCGUAACAAGGAAGACAAACAGUGGGUUGACUAUGAUGAAUUGCUACUGUGAUAGUAACAUUUCAAGAGAUACAUCAGAUUUAGUUUCAACCAUCGGUUUAGAUGCAACUAGCAAUGUAGAUAGUGAGAUGGUGGCCGAAGAAAUGAAUGAUGGUACCUCGGGCAUAUUCACCAGUGUAUCUGACGAUAACAAUUUUACAGAGCAUACCAAAAAUUAUGUUUUAGAGCAAAGUCGUCAGUCUGCUAAUACUGAAUUUAAAAAUGAUUUUUUACAUAUCUUAUCAGAAACAAAUAAACGUUCAGACGGCAUCGAUGGACUUCACAUAGGAGAGAUUUUAAGGAAGCUUCUAUAUAAAAAUAGAAGAUUGCUCCAACAUAAAAUUAUGAAUGACUUAUUAGAAGCAGAACAAGAAGCUGGACUUUUAUAAUGUCACAGAAGUCUCGUUUUUAUUUAAAGUACUCACCAUAUUUGUUUCAUUCAAAAUAAUUAUAAAAUUAUUUAUAUUAUGUAUUAAUUUAUAUAUUAAGAGACAGGUUUUUUUACAUUAUUCUAAGUAAAUCAAAGUAUUGAGAACAAAAUGUACUUAUUAAUACUUAUUUAUAUACUAAUACUUUAUUUAUAUACUAAUACUUAAUACUAAUUUAUAUUUAUUAAUGUAAUAAAUGAAAAUAUUAAAUUGGUAAUAAGUCACGGCAAACGAUCACGGAAAACAUUAAAGUCAAUAUAGUUUAAAAUUCAUUAUUUGCAGCUUUCUCCCACUGCCACUGCACAGCACCUUCCGUACAAAAAUAUUCAACAAAUCUUUCUCGAUACAUACUAGGCAAAUUGCGAGAACUUACAUCUUCUAUUAUCUCAUUAUCAAUAUUUGGUAUGUCAAGUGAUGUCAGCUGAUUGUCACUUUCAUUAUAAAAUAAAUACCUCCUUUCUUGA
This is a messenger RNA of Ooceraea biroi (clonal raider ant), 1292 nucleotides long. RefSeq lists its product as uncharacterized. The record is from RefSeq and is a predicted model, not a curated record. Lineage: Eukaryota; Metazoa; Arthropoda; Insecta; Hymenoptera; Formicidae.